This is a messenger RNA of Ziziphus jujuba (common jujube), 1160 nucleotides long. Its product is annotated as beta-amyrin synthase-like. The record is from RefSeq and is a predicted model, not a curated record. Lineage: Eukaryota; Viridiplantae; Streptophyta; Magnoliopsida; Rosales; Rhamnaceae. Bases 6 to 1160 code for a protein of 384 amino acids. The transcript is spliced from 6 exons. Gene Ontology annotation, molecular function: beta-amyrin synthase activity. Gene Ontology annotation, cellular component: lipid droplet. Gene Ontology annotation, biological process: triterpenoid biosynthetic process.
UGUGUAUGUUGUGCUGCUGGGUAGAAGAUCCGCAUGGGAAGCCCUUCAAAAUGCAUCUAGCGAGAAUACCAGACUAUCUGUGGGUUGCUGAAGAUGGAAUGAAGAUGCAGACUUUUGGGAGUCAGAGCUGGGAUGCUAGCCUUUCCCUUCAGGCUCUGCUUGCUAGUAAUCUGGCCGAUGAAAUUGGACCCACACUUGCUAAAGGACAUGACUUCUUAAAGAAAUCUCAGGUGAAAGACAAUCCUUAUGGUGACUUCAAAAGCAUGUACCGUCACAUUUCCAAAGGAGCAUGGACAUUUUCCGAUCAAGAUCAUGGAUGGCAAGUUUCUGAUUGCACCGCAGAGGGUCUAAAGUGUUGUUUGAUGUUCUCGUUGAUGCCCCUUCAACUUGUUGGUGAAAAAAUGGAACCUCAGAGGUUACAAGAUUCUGUCAAUCUUAUACUUUCUAUGCAGCAUAAAAAUGGUGGUUUAGCAGCUUGGGAGCCAGCAAUAGGACAAGACUGGAUGGAAAUGUUUAAUCCAAGCGAAGUAUUUGCGGACAUUGUGAUAGAGCAUCAAUAUGUGGAAUGCACAUCAUCCGCAAUACAGGCUCUGCUUCUGUUUAAGAAGUUGCACAAAGGGCACAAGACAAAAGAGAUUGAAAAUUUCAUCACCAAUGCUGUGCGUUUCAUCCAUGACAUACAAAUGCCUGAGGGUUCAUGGUAUAGAAACUGGGGAAGCUGUUUCACAUAUGCCACAUGGUUUGCCAUCAAAGGACUCACCUGUGCUGGCAAGACUUACAACAAUUGCCCAGCAAUAUGCAAAGCUGUUGAUUUUCUGCUAGCCACUCAGAAAGAGAGUGGUGGGUGGGGGGAGAGUUAUCUUUCAUGCCCAAAACAGGAAUACAUACAUACAGAGGGUAGCAAAACAAACUUAGUACAUACUGCAUGGGCUAUGAUGGGUUUGAUUCAUGCUGGACAAGCAGAAAGAGACCCAAUCCCUAUUGACCGUGCAGCAAAAUUGAUCAUCAAUUCUCAACUUGAAAAUGGUGAUUUUCCACAACAGGAAAUGACUGGAGUUUUCAUGAAGAAUGCUAUGCUGCAUUAUGCCUUGUAUAGAAAUAUUUUUCCCAUCUGGGCCCUUGCUGAAUACCGCAGGCUGCUUAUGUUAUCCAAAGCUUAA